GGAGGCGAGUAACGCGGAAAUGCGACAUGAGUGGGUGUGAACUGUAAAGCAUAUUGAUAUGGUCAAAGUAUGUUGUGAAACACAAAACAGUCUGUGACUAAACGUUUCUCGGCAAAGCCGAACAAAGAACUAUCUGCUGCUACUAUUAUCCGACACAGUGUAUCAUGCGAACGUGGGAACAUCACAGUCAUUAUUAUCAUACGCACUGAUCAACAAACAAGACAUGGAAGCAUUUUACGAAGCAGCAGCCGACAGACUUUUGAUUAUCAUUCAUCAGCAAAAUAUGUGUCUUUCUGCUGAGAGUCUAUGCCACGAAUUCAGUAAACGAGUUGGAGUUACACUCGAAGAUUUCGUUGGGGUUGAGGGCCAUGAAUUUGUACGGACGUCACCGGCCUAUCGAUAUUCAAAUCCAAAUUCAUUUCCUAGUCGGGAGGAUGGCAAGUACUGUGAAAUGCUACUGAUAAAAGCUUGUCAGUUGAUCGAGGACAAUGUCUUAAAUUUCGCGUGCGAUGACAAUAUUGAAAACACUGCGUUUCAUUAUCUCGCUGCUAUACCAGAAACAUCGCAUCUUGUUCGAUUACUGUUGAAAGCAAAAGGUAAAGAAUUGGCGUUGAAAACGAAUAUUAACGGUCAAAAUAUAUUACACGUACUCGCUGGAAGGCUGCGUGCAAAAAAAGACAGCGAUGGCGAUUUGGUGUUUGAAAACGAUAGAAUUGGAGAAAUUGAAUGGGCUGUAAAGGACAGAAUAGCUUUCUUAGAAAUGUUGAAAGAAGAACUGUCUGUCGUCGAGCUAUCUCAUUUGGUAAACGCACAAGACGAGUUUGGCGAUACAGCGAUGCACGAAUGGGCAUUGUCAACAUCUGAAACACGAUAUGCUGAAAGUCAAAUAGAAAUCGGACAGUUGCUUUUAGAUUUUGGGGCAAAAUUACGUCUUCCAAACAACGGAGGCCAACUACCUCUGCACUAUGCUUUCAACGCAGACGUGUUCGAAUUUCUGGUCGAAAAAUGCGAUGUCUGCCACGUUAGAAAUGACUUGGACGAAACGCCACUGAUGUUCAUCGUAAAAGCAAUCAUAACACAAGCUUUCUCGAAAAUCAACGUGACCAAAUAUCGAGAGUUGAUCACAGUUGCAAAAUUUCUGGAAAGGGUGAAUCCAAAACCGGUAAAAGUGCGUGAAUUGACGCCCUUUAUUGAGUUACUUCAAAGGUGUACUGAACUCUGGUACGCGAUUGAAAUUCCAGACAUUGGUGGUGAAUAUAUCUUUGAUGUUGUCCUCUCAAGCAUCAAAAUCUCCUCUUACGAAUGGUUUGAUCCAAUUCUGUCGGUAGAACAGAUUCUUUUCUGGAAAUUUACAUAUGGAUUGGUCUCGUUACUUGAGAGCAUAAUUGAUACUCCCUUUUGCACAAAACAUCUAAAAAAAGAAGUGUUGCAUACGUUGUUGAACUUUCAUCCAAAUAUUCCCGAAUUGAAUCGCGACAACUCAGCUCUCUCAGCACUAAUCAAGUGUUUGGACAUGCUUUGUCAAAAAGGAGUCGACAUAAACUCUCUCGAUACAAACGGACUGACGCCUUUAGAUAUUGCCUACAAAUGUUACAGCAUUCGGCCAAUUUUCUCUAAAAUAAUCAUCGAAAAACUGCUCAUGUAUGGGGCUCGAAGAAGUGGAAACUCGUUUAAACGUCAACUAACGUCUAGCUGUCCAAAACGUCAUCUUCAAAGUGCACAAGAUCUUGCAGCAACCACAGGAACAGUAGAUAAUGUCACUGUUGUCGGAAAAUUCCGAUAUUUCAACGACCAGCCAAUCGGGUCUGGCGCCUUCAGCUCUGUAUUUCUCGCGAUCAAAGAUGAGAACCUCGAUGAAGGUGGCAAGAUGUACUGUCGCUGUUUUGCGUUGAAACGAAUCGAGAAGGCAAAAGUUAAUCGAAAUGAAAUCAAUCGCGAGGUGAAAACAUUGAUUUUACUUUCCAACGAAUCCACGAACGUCGUGAAGUACUAUGGAGUUGAAGAUUCCGAUGACGCGAAUUUCCAGUAUCUUUGCCUGGAAUUGAUGAAUGGUGACCUUGAACAGUUCAUAACUAAUAAUUCAACAGUACUCGAAGAAAAGGGAAAUGAAUCGAUCAUGAGUGCGGUUCGUGAUAUCAUUCGCGGGGUGGAAUUUCUUCACAGAAAAAAUUUCAUCCAUCGUGACAUCAAGCCCGGUAAUAUAUUGUACACAGUUGAGCCGAGUUUGCAAUUCAAAAUUGCCGACUUUGGGCUGACGAAGAAGUUAUUUACUUCAUCGACGAUGACUUUAGGGAGUGGUAUUGCCAUGGCCCCGGGCACGCGUUGUUGGAUGGCACCAGAGCUCAUCAGCAUGGUGACAACAGAUCAUAACGAACAGACAGAUUUGUUUUCGUUGGGUCUUGUACUUUAUUAUCUUCUGACUGCAGGCAAACAUCCUUUUGCGACCGAAAGGAUGGAGCCCUCUCACGUCAUCGAGAAAAGAAUCGUAGAUAUGCAAAUUCGUUCUGACCAAGUAUUACAACAGGAAGCGAGCAGUUUUCUUCACCAGCUUCUUAACAAAAACCCAUCCAAGCGUACACCAGCCGAAUUUCUUCACCAGCAUCCUUUCCUGUGGAGCACCAGAAAAAAGAUCGAGUUCCUUAAAGCGGUUGGUUCUCAACCAGAGGCUGUUUUUCCCACUGGCUCGACCUUAGAGCAAAGGUUGCAAACGACAACAACUGGUAGACAGGUUUCUGUUACUACUUGGAAUAUAGAAUGCCGUGAGUUGUUUAAUCGUAUGACAAUGAAUCGAAAGAAGAGAAAAAUCAAGAGGUACAAAACCAACAAGGUGAUCGAUUUCCUGCGAUUUAUCCGCAAUGCUUACUCUCAUCAGGACGAGAGAAGGUUACCCACUCAACUGAAGCUUGAGAGCAAUGUCUUUUUGCGUGAGUACCCUUCGCUUGUGCUCGAUGUUUUUACGAUUGUACAACAGCUAGGGUAUGAGAAGCGUAGCAGCAUUUAUCAAGCUCUCAUGAUGGAGCAAAAAGGUUCACCAAACUGACAAUAGACGGUGGUCUUUUCAAUAACUUCAAAUAUAACCAAGGUGUAGCGUGCAAGCCAGAUUUUCGAGUAACUUCCAUUAAAGGUGAUGACAACACUGUCUAAAAUAAACAAAAAAUUCUCCACCUCUUGAUCUAAUGGCCAGUUUUUGUUUAUUUCAGGCAGUUGUUUUACGUCAUUUUAUGAGAAUUUUAUGAGAAGUUUUUGAAAUAUUUAUGCUUGGAACUACGAUAUAACUGCUAAUAAAUCAUAACAAAUUAUAUUUCGCACUGUACAAAGAUUGUUAUUAGUGAGCUUAAGGUAGUGACGUUUUUGACAACACGUACGUUAACCGAAAGUAAAGUUUUUGUUUCUCAUCAA
Dendronephthya gigantea is the source of this 3399-nucleotide messenger RNA. RefSeq lists its product as uncharacterized. Gene Ontology annotation, cellular component: IRE1-TRAF2-ASK1 complex. The record is from RefSeq and is a predicted model, not a curated record. NCBI's taxonomy places the organism in Eukaryota, Metazoa, Cnidaria, Anthozoa, Malacalcyonacea, Nephtheidae. The transcript has a single exon. Bases 224 to 3040 code for a protein of 938 amino acids. Gene Ontology annotation, molecular function: ATP binding; RNA endonuclease activity; protein serine/threonine kinase activity. Gene Ontology annotation, biological process: protein phosphorylation; mRNA processing; IRE1-mediated unfolded protein response.